This is a messenger RNA of Coffea arabica (coffee), 3174 nucleotides long. The record is from RefSeq and is a predicted model, not a curated record. Lineage: Eukaryota; Viridiplantae; Streptophyta; Magnoliopsida; Gentianales; Rubiaceae.
UCCCCUCCACCAAAACACACACUAACACACACUAAACCCAAGGAAAAGAGCCAUGGAUAUGGAUUUUCCAGACCUACAAGAGCUAGAAUGGCUUGAAGCCAACAACUCUAACUUCCAAGACGACGUAGAUUUCGACCUUGAUUUCCCUCCAGAACCUCCAUCUCCACCAUCCGAGCUCGAGCCACCACGGGAUUCACCUGAACCCAAAAUCCCUUCUUUUAAACCCACUUUAUCUCUCCCACCAAAACCCUCCCCAAUCAAAACCCAAACCAACCUCAAGAAAAGAUUCCGACCUGAUUUGAGCCCGGAUUUGAUUGACCGUGGAGAUGGGCGUCCGACUGGUGACCCAGAGGAGAAGCGGAGUAGAGUUGAUAAUGGGGACGAUGAGGAGGAUGAGGAUUGGCUUAGGUACCCUCCCCCGCGGCCGGUGGCUGGAAAUGUGGAUGCUGGCGUGGCAAUGUCGGAGUCAGAGAAGGUGGAGGAGCGGGUUUUGUCCAGGUAUGCGACGGAGAUAGACGGGGAUUACGUCCCGAUUACGGGGUUGGAUGGGGAGAGGGUUUAUGCAAAGAUUUGUGGGGUCGAAUGUGAGGACAGAGUGAAGAAGUUAGAUAUGAGGGGCGAUCUUAAUGGUCUCUCGCGGGAACCUAUUAGAGUUUUAAUGCAGAGAGUGGAGCAAGGUGAAUUCUCAAAGGCUUUGCAAGCUAGUGUUGAAGUUGAAAAUGAUGUCAAUUUGUCACCAGCACCAGUUGAUCCAGAGCAGCUUUGGGUGGACAAAUAUGCCCCAAAUACUUUUAUGGAGCUUCUCAGUGAUGAAUACACAAAUCGUGAGGUACUCCUCUGGUUGAAACAAUGGGAUUCAAGUGUUUUCGGAUCUGAAAUUAAGAGUACAGCAGAUGAUACUUUGUCUGCUCUGAAACGACAUUCCUCUGCUGUCAAACACUUGAAGUUUCAUGCUAGGAACUCUUUUGGAAGUAAUCGAGAAACCAAAUUGAGCAAAGAAAAUUUUAGAACUCAUAAUUAUCAGAAUCAAGAAAAAAAUCAAUCAAAUGAUAUUCAAGAAAUGUGGGAGAAGAAGCAGAAAACAGUUGGUCAUCCAAAACAAAAGAUUCUUUUGCUCUGUGGUCCUCCUGGCUUGGGGAAAACAACAUUGGCGCAUGUAGCUGCUAGACAUUGUGGGUACCGCGUGGUGGAGAUUAAUGCUAGUGAUGAUCGGUCGGCGUCAACAAUUGAAACCAAAAUCCUUGAUGUGGUUCAGAUGAACUCUGUAGUUUCUGAUUCCAAGCCAAAAUGUUUGAUUAUUGAUGAAAUUGAUGGUGCUCUUGGUGAGGGCAAGGGUGCUGUUGAUGUCAUUCUAAAGAUGGUUUCUGCUGAAAGAAAAUCUGAUAGUGGAAAAGAAAUUAGAGGUCAAGAGGAACAUUCUGGACCGAGAUCUUCCAAGAAGCAGAAAAACACAUCCUUGCUAAGACCUGUGAUUUGUAUCUGUAAUGAUUUAUAUGCACCUGUCUUAAGGCCACUGCGUCAGGUGGCAAAGGUUCAAUUAUUUGUGCAGCCAACUGUGAACCGUGUUGUAAACAGGCUCAAGUAUAUAUGCAACAAGGAAGGGGUGAAGACAAAUUCCAUUUCUCUAACAGCACUGGCAGAAUAUACUGAAUGUGACAUAAGGUCCUGCUUGAACACUCUUCAGUUUCUCAACAAGAAGAAGGAGGCACUCAAUAUGUUGGAGAUCAGUUCACAAGUGGUUGGCCGAAAGGAUGCAUCAAAAAGUGCUUUAGAUAUAUGGAAAGAGGUAUUCCAAAAACGAAGAGUCAAACGGGAAAGACAAUGUAUGAACAUCUUGAAUAACAUGUCAAAUGAGCUUGAGUUUCUUCUCUCUUUGAUAUCUAAUCGUGGGGACUAUGAUUUAAUCUAUGAUGGGAUCCAUGAAAACAUCUUACGACUCCACUAUUAUGACCCUGUAAUGCAAAAGACUGUCCAAUGCCUGGAUAAUCUUGAGGUUUCUGAUAUAAUAAACAAGUAUGUUAUGCGCACACAACAGAUGUCACUUCAAGUUUAUCAGCCCCAAGUUGCAAUGAUCAUACAUGGCCUGAUAGCUCAAGUUGAUAGGCUAAAUAUUGAAUGGCCAAAAUCUUUUCAAAGGUACCGGACCGUGUCAUUGGAAAAGAUGGAUAUACUCCGCUCCUGGCAUAUCAAAAUAUCACCACACAUCUCAAGGCAUUUGUCAACUAAGUCAUUUGCGGAAGAGUUAAUUUCUCCAUUCUUGCAUAUUCUGUCUCCUCCAACCUUGAAGCCGGUGGCGUUGCAUCUACAAUCGGAGAAAGAAAAAACUGAUUUGGCUCAAUUAGUAAAUACAAUGGUCUCCUAUGCUUUAAACUACAAGAACUUACAAUCUGGUCCUUUAUUUGGUGGCCCAAGACACGAAGAUGUUUUGGAGGGGUCAUUGCUAUCAUUUGAUCCUCCCAUUGAGGACUUCAUAAAAUUCAAGGGAUACAGUUCUUGUCAUUUUGUUCUGGCCUCAGCUGUGAAGCAAUUGUUGGUACAUGAGGUGGAAAAGCAUAAGAUUUUGCAAGGCUGCACUACCAGAUGUUUGGACCCAUUGGAUGCUUCCAAUCAAGAAAACUGUUCCUUGGCAGGGAAAGAGAAUCUAAGUUCACAAUCUACCAGGUCUUGCAUGGGAAUUGCAACAGUUAAGAAGCAGACAAGUGCUAAAAAUAUAUCACUGCAAGUACAGAAUGGACUGUCAAUGGUGCAACCAUUAACUAAAGAAGCCAGCACAUUGGAAACAGCAAGUGGAAAAGUAAGAUUACCUGAAAAGACGAGGAAGCUGUUGAGCUCCUCUAACUUCUUUGACAGGUUUAGAAAGGUCAAAAGUGAUGGUUCUGAAAAUGUCAAUCAAAAUGUGGAAGCAUCAGGAACAGCAGAGAGAGAUUUACGUCCUCUAUUAUUCAAAUUUAAUGAGGGUUUCACAAAUGCAGUAAAGAGACCAGUUCGAAUUCGUGAUUUUUUUCUGUAAUGGAAAGCAUUUCCUGGGAGCGUGUACUGCCUUAAAUCUAAAAAAGCAAGUAGAUGCAAUGCUCAAUUUCAUACAGACCUCAGCAAAGUUGACAGUCUCAGCCAUGGCCUCAAAUGUGAGUAUGGCACCACCGUCAUCUGAAAUGUAGAUUGAGACUUUCUCAA